Orussus abietinus is the source of this 2121-nucleotide messenger RNA. RefSeq names its product DNA polymerase delta subunit 3 (gene PolD3). Lineage: Eukaryota; Metazoa; Arthropoda; Insecta; Hymenoptera; Orussidae. The record is from RefSeq and is a predicted model, not a curated record. Gene Ontology annotation, molecular function: DNA-directed DNA polymerase activity. The transcript has 3 exons. Bases 81 to 1493 code for a protein of 470 amino acids. Gene Ontology annotation, cellular component: nucleus; delta DNA polymerase complex. Gene Ontology annotation, biological process: DNA replication; DNA strand elongation involved in DNA replication; DNA synthesis involved in UV-damage excision repair.
GGUUAGGUUUCACGAGACGCACGUUUGAUACAAUUUCCGAUUAAGGAAUUCACUUGAAAAGUUUAUUGUUACACUAUACAAUGGAUUCUUAUAUGGAAAUACUCUCUGGAUAUGUCUACGACGAGGACAAAUUGGUAACCUACAAAUGGCUGAGCAAGGAAUUGGAGGUUCACGUGAACAUUGCGAAGCAAAUUCUCUGGUCAUUUCGAGAGAAGCAUAAAGAUCGAGGUGACAUAGAAUCUACUUUUAUGUUAAUGGGAAAUCUCAGCGACGGCAGUAUGCGGGUAGAAGUCGUGGGGGAAGCCAGUCGAGAACGGGAAAAGGAGAAGUUCACGACUCUCAUAUGCGAGCACAUGUACAGCGUGCAGAAAUCGUUACCUGAUAUACAAUUGUUAUGUAUUGCGGGGGAAGGGGACUGCCGAUUUAGUGCGAUUAAAUGUUCGGAAAGUGGUCUUUUAAGUGACGAAGAAUACCAGAAGUUGAUGUGGGGUGACCUAUAUAAAAAUGUCCCGCAAAUAAAAAAUGAUCAGCCAAAGAAAUCGACGGACAAAACACUGUCUGCCUCUUUGUUCGCAGAAACGGAUGGACCGGAGUCCAGCGACGGGAAGGAGCCUAUUUCUAACAUGCCAAAGAAGUCGACUAAGGCACAACAAGAUACGAACCCCCUUUCCAAACCUGAAAAUCAACAGAAGCAUCUGACUUCACCUUCAAAUACUGUUGCGAGUAGUAAAACGGAACAGGCGAAGAAGACUUCUCCUGGCACUAUAAAGAAAUCGUCUACGAAAGGUGGAAAGGCAACUCUGCCCGUUAAAACUGGGCCGAUAAAUAGCUUUUUCAGGAAAGCUACCCAGAAACAAGAGACGCAGUCUACGAUUGCAAGUAUUUCCAAAGCGAAGAAUGAGAUCGUGAAACCUGUCGAAGAUGCUGCCUGCGAUGCUAUACCGAAUAAAGAUAUCUCUCCGAAACCAAGCAAGCCCAUCCUGGAAGAGAGCAAAGAGCAGAAGAAAGUGAAAGAAUCCAAAGAGAGUAAACCUAAACAAAAGAAGUAUCGUGGGACCAAAAGGAACCGUAGUCAGGAAAGCAGCGAUGCAGCCAAGAAGCGAAAGCGAAUCAUUGCUGCUCCUGUUUCAAGCGAAGAGUCUGCCACCAGCGAGGACGAAGGAGAACCUUCUCCAGGAUUCCAGGAAGUACUGCCUUCACCUCCGCAAGAGGUUCCUUCGUCUCCACCAGAGGUUCUCAGAAUAGCAGGUAGAGCUACCGUUCGUAGAAUAGUUGACACAACGUAUGUCGACGAGGAUGGCUUCCUUGUUACCGAGAAGGUCACUGUCCACGAGGUAUGUUCAGACCAGGAAGACAUUACACCAGAACCAGCGAAGAAGGAACCCACUCCGUCCCCUGUACAAGCGAAAGGAAAAAAGAAUGCGAAGAACUCGAAGAACAGUACUUCGAAGACGAAACAAAGUACUCUGACCAGUUUCUUUAAACCAUCGUAAGGGGAAUUUGUUUUUUCUUUAAAUCUCUACUAUCUUAUUUUUUUUUAUUGAUUGCAUUUUGUUUUUGGAUGAAUGUUAUAUUAAGGGGUUCGAUCGAUGAGUUUGAGUUAACUACUUUGUUAUAUCUUCAAGUGUAACGAUAAGCAGAGUGGCUGGUAAUAUCCAUUUGUGUACCGAGGGAACACGCGAGGAGAAGCAUGAGUUUGCUCCAUCCCUUAACGUUAUUACCAGCCACACCCUGGUGCACCCCUGGUCAUCAACCCCGACAUAUUUAUAGCACACGCGAUAGGCCAGUCAAGGGUAGAAUUCGACAUCCUCUCCUGUCUACAAAGCGAAUCAUUCAUUUUAAGUGAAUUUCCUUAUGGGCGCCAUCUUGGAGAAAAAGAAGAAAUUAAACCUCCCAAUCACCCUAAGAGAAAAACAGCUGAUAAACUUAAUUCACAAGGAAAGGAACAAAAGAAACUCGGUAGAGUUUCGAGCCAAAUGCAUUUUUCAGCGAGGAACUCGUAGCGUUGAGCGAUGCGAUGCAUUAUAGAGAAAAAUUGUAUAAAAAUUGAUUAAUGAGCGGAGGUUAACCCUUUACGGCGCGGGAUUUUAGGAAAUACAAAGGCCUACGUUGAAAGGAAAU